CCUCUAGCUUGUAGUGGAUUUUUGAGACUCACCGUUUUCCUCUAGACGGCCUGUCCUGUUGGUAUUCGUUCCAGUAGUGAGCGGUACUAGGUGCCGUGUGGUCGCAUGUUCAAGUCUUCCGUGCCACUACGUUAUAUAUACAGUCUGCCUCUCUUAAAAGUUGUUGUGUUAGUUUUGAUUUUCUACAGGUGCCGCCACGCCAAAAAGAAGGGGCAAGACAAUUUGAUUGAAACGAAGGAAUGAUGUGCCCAACCGUGUAUAACAUUGCAGACAAAUUCCUACUGUCUGUUUCGACUGCAAUCGUGCUGUUAUGAUUGUAAAAGAGGUUUUCUAGAGGGUCACGUUUUUCUGAUCGCUGCCGCUCUUCUUGCCUCUGGUUGCCUCUUCCUGUUGUGUGAAUUUGGGGCGGGAUCGGUUUUUUUUCUUCUUCUUCUUCUUUCAUUUGGAAUAUAGGAGAAAUCUGGAACACCAGUUGGAGUACCGUUGCUUUUGAAAAUCGGAAAAAGAAAACUGGAGCCGCGUUUAAGACUUAUAUCCUCGCCCGUCUUCCAUUUUCUCCACUCUUUCCCUGCUGUGUUGUUUCCCCUCGUGUCAACCCUAACACGUUAUCUACGACCAGGAGAGUGGCAAAACAAUGCCGGCCUACCUGGAGUGAGUUGAUCGUAUUCAAAAUUGUGAAGCCUUCCUAGCGGAUUCGUUGCCUCAACUUUUCAGGAUCUCGCCUCGGUACCGGCUUGCGAUGGAUAUCCGAUGUGCAAUGGGGUUGUUUCUUCUUUCGUUCUUGCCUCUAGUUCUCUCUGCGAGUCAACCACAAAAUAAUCUGACAACUCCUAGCUACCAAAUCAGUCGCAAACCCUGCUACGUGAAAGGCCAAGAAGGAACGUGCAUGUUCGUAUGGGAAUGUGUCAAAACGGAGGGCACACCUUUGGGCAUGUGCAUGGAGCGAUUCAUGUUCGGUAGCUGCUGCGCUCACGACCUGGACAACAAUGUCGUUCCAAAACCAUCCCUGUCGUCGAUGAUUGCCACCAUGGCGACCAAUUAUCCAACGCCAGUAGGUUCUCCAAAUGUCAUCGGAGCAGCUAAACCCAACAAUCUUCCAGUUUCCAUGCUGACGACGCUGAUCGCGUCGAUCCCUACCUGGAAGGGAAACAGCACCAACGAAACCGCACCGGAAUCCGAGAAAAUUCCAAGCCCUGGGCUGCCGUCAUUAGCAGUGUCAAAUUGGCUUUCAGAUAACACGUCAACGGAUUCAACUUUGUCUAACGAACUUACAUCGACUGCUAGUCCAAUAAGCCACAACACGGUUACAUUAUCGCCAUCGCAAACGACAACUCCGCUGAUUAUUGUGUCGACGACAUCCGUGCUGGCAUCCGCCACUAGAACUCCAACUCCAUCGACGCCAGCGGAAUCGACCACAAAGCCGCAAGGUAGUCAACCCACACUAGGCCCUAUCAAAUUACGUCCCAAGCCCUAUCGACGGACGACGACACGCAGAGCUGCUUUGCCAACGGUUGCAACCGGAAUUAGUACUAACCCUCCGCUUGUUUCUUCUUCCACAGCCAUGGCACCUACGAACCAGGCGUUGGCUUCCGCACAACCAGCACCUACAAUUGCACCGUCACUCAACCUACUCAUUCCCAAUAACCUUCUGAACCCGAUAGCGGUCCCGGUCUCGUCUACCGCUAUAACGAAGCCACAGAAUUCCGAUGUUUUAGUCGCCUCACCUGUGCCAAUUUCUCACCCUUCACCUUUAACCUCUGAAUCAAAUUCAACGAUUCUAACAUCUGCGAUUGAGCUUCCCGAUUCCCCUUCUUCGCUUAAUGAACUUAAUUCCACCGCUGAUAUCCCAAUCACGAUCCCCACGGCUUCCAAUCAGCCGAUUGACGAUCCUUUGACUAAUGCUCACGUCACUUCAGGGGUUACGUCAACCACCGAAGCCGAUUCGACCGAGUCGCAGAGCGUUCCAUUGAACAACCUGUCCAACCAUACGACUACUACUACUUCUUCUUCCAUCGUUGCAUCUACUGCUGCUGCAUCACUUGCAUCUAACGAAAUCACCGAUGUGACCGAGACGGCGACAGUCUCCGUAACUCCGUCGGUUCAGAACACUUCCACCAGCACUGAAAGUUCCAGUAAGAAACCUGGAACCAGUGUAACGCCCACUAGUUUCAGCAAUUCCACCAGCAGCACGGAAAGCACGAAGAAACCCACUUUGGCCGUUACUUCACUGCCUAGCAGCUAUCCAGAAAUCGAAUGUGGUGUACCUCCUAUGCUAGCAGAAAUUGCAAGAGGAGAAAGGAUUGUGGGAGGCAACAAUUCGAAAUUCGGCUCUUGGCCCUGGCAGGUGUCUGUUCGGCGGACUUCCUUUUUCGGAUUCUCUAGCACGCAUCGCUGCGGAGGAGCUCUCUUGAACGAAUUGUGGGUUAUAACGGCAGGACAUUGUGUCGAAGAUCUUCUCGUCUCGCAAAUUCGAAUGCGUAUGGGGGAAUUCGAUUUCAGCAGCGUGCAAGAGCCAUACCCAUUUGUUGAACGCGGAGUCAAUAAGAAGAUCGUUCAUCCCAAGUACAAUUUUUUCACAUACGAGUAUGAUCUUGCGUUGGUUCGGCUAGAAGAACCGAUCACCUUUCAGCCAAAUAUUGCACCAAUCUGUCUGCCAGCAAUGGACGAGUCUUUAAUCGGCCAAAACGGUACGGUCACAGGAUGGGGUCGUCUCUCGGAAGGAGGAACAUUACCCUCAAUGCUUCAACAGGUUACAGUUCCUAUAGUUAGCAACGAUAAAUGCAAGGAUAUGUUCCUAAAAGCUGGACGCCAUGAAUACAUUCCUGAUAUAUUUAUGUGCGCCGGAUUCGAGGAAGGAGGAAGAGACUCUUGUCAGGGCGACUCGGGUGGUCCAUUGCAAAUUCGUGGCCGUGAUGGCAAAUAUUUCUUGGGAGGCAUCAUCAGCUGGGGUAUUGGAUGUGCUGAGGCCAAUCUUCCGGGAGUUUGCACGAGAAUAUCCAAAUUCACAAGUUGGAUUCUGGAAAAUGUGACGUGAAGAAUUCCGAAAAACCAUUAAUGUGAUAUAUUAUAUGAAAUUAUGCCGUACUGCUAUCAUCUUCAUUUGACUGCAUCAAACACAGAAUGUGACGAAUUCUGUUUACCCAAUUUUUUUCUUUCAAUUUCGUAGCUGGCCUACUGUCAAAAGGAAAAUCGUAAAUGACUUUCUCCCACAGUGCUAUUGAUCCAAAGAGUAGGCAGCAACUGUCCAUUUAUAAAUGAAGUAUUGAUUAUUUCAUCGAUCGACCUUUUGUUGGUUCUUGUUCGAGAAAAUCUUGAUGUAUCGUUAAUUUGCAUAUGCGUUUCCCAUCAUCUCUGGAGGUCUGAAGGAAUGCACUAUGCGUCACUGUAAAUAGGUUACUAUUUUUCAUUUCUUUUCGCUGUCCAUUUCCAAUCCAGUUCUUUUUUAUAAUGUUUCGUUUCGAGUUGUGAAUUGCAACGUGUCUGUAUAGUGUAGAUAGUGAUACAAAUCUUUAAACGA
Daphnia pulex (common water flea) is the source of this 3517-nucleotide messenger RNA. RefSeq names its product serine proteinase stubble-like (gene Sb). The transcript is spliced from 9 exons. NCBI's taxonomy places the organism in Eukaryota, Metazoa, Arthropoda, Branchiopoda, Diplostraca, Daphniidae. Gene Ontology annotation, molecular function: serine-type endopeptidase activity. The record is from RefSeq and is a predicted model, not a curated record. Gene Ontology annotation, biological process: proteolysis. Bases 740 to 3034 code for a protein of 764 amino acids.